Molecule: messenger RNA, 1353 nt
Organism: Ramularia collo-cygni
Lineage: Eukaryota; Fungi; Ascomycota; Dothideomycetes; Mycosphaerellales; Mycosphaerellaceae
Product: probable pyruvate dehydrogenase kinase
Exons: 2
Coding region: 1-1353 (450 amino acids)
Biological process (GO): protein phosphorylation; regulation of glucose metabolic process
Cellular component (GO): mitochondrion
Molecular function (GO): pyruvate dehydrogenase (acetyl-transferring) kinase activity
Source: RefSeq, a predicted model, not a curated record
AUGCUCCUCAUAGCGCCCGCGAGGCUGAGGGCACUGCUGCGACUGCGACUCCCGUCGGAACUCCCGACUCGAGCAUAUGCGGUGGCCACAGCUUCCACCAAGUCGCCUUCAUCUACUGUUCCCCCUCCCUGGCGCCCUUCCAACGUUCUGGAUGAUUGGGUCUCCCGCGAGGCGAGACCCAUCAGCCUUCGCCAACUCACCUUCUUCGGACGUACGCUCACGGAAGAUCGUCUGUUGAGCUCUGCCAACUAUGUUCGCCUCGAGCUCCCAACGAGGAUUGCACAUCGACUGCGGAACAUGCAAACACUCCCUUACUCGGCCGUGACAAACGAGCACAUCAGCCAUGUCUACGAAAUGUACUACGCCGCCUUUGAGCGUCUUCGCAAAGUCACGGAAAUCCGAACCUUGGAGGACAAUGAUCGAUUCUGCAACACCAUCAAGGCGACGCUCGACGAGCACCUUUCCGUCAUCCCGCGCCUUGCCAUGGGCAUUCUUGAGAUCAAUGACAGCGUCAGCAGUGAGGAGUGUGAUCGUUUCAUUACAACGCUUUUGCGCUCUCGGAUUAGUCGUAGAGUGAUUGCCGAGCAGCAUCUUGCACUUACUGAAACAUUCCACGCGCCAUGGCAUUUCCCCAAUGCAAAGAAGUCCGGCGCUGCUCCCGAAGACGACUUUAUUGGAGAAAUCUUUCUAAAGUGCAAUGCAAAGGAGAUUAUCGAGAAUUGCGCAGCAACCGCGAGACAACUUACCGCUCAGGCAUAUGGACCAAAGGUGGCGAUUCCGGAAAUCGUCCUGCAGGGCCAUUUGGAAACCACAUUUCCGUACAUUCCAUCUCAUCUCGAGUACAUCAUCGGCGAGCUACUCAGGAACAGUAUUCAAGCCAUGGUCGAGCGGCGAAGACGUGACGACCCCCCACCAAUCGAAGUACUGAUCUGUGAAGCUGCGCAGCAUGUCAUCAUUCGCGUAUCAGAUCAAGGAGGUGGUGUUGAUCGAGAGAUCUUGCCAUAUCUGUGGUCCUUUGCCAAAGGACCGCGACGAACGAACAGGCUGGAGAAUCUAGGUCAAGUGCCGAGACUUGCAGCUACUAUKCAGGAGCUGCAGCCCUCGACUCUGGACAAAAACAUUGGCAACACCGGCGAGAAAUUCGGCAGUUCCUUGUCCUCAUUGUCAGUGCGACCUCCGGAUCUCAAGCUUGGAAUGGGGCUACCGAUGAGCAAGAUCUAUGCCGAAUAUUGGGCUGGAAGUCUUGAAGUCCACAGCUUAGAAGGUUAUGGAUGUGAUGCGUUUUUGCAGAUCAGCAGGCUGGGAAACAAGAACGAGGUGCUCAGCACUCGAGCAACGAUGGACCGGCUGUGA